Lipotes vexillifer (Yangtze River dolphin) is the source of this 1784-nucleotide messenger RNA. It is a transcript of the gene TRIP4, whose product is annotated as thyroid hormone receptor interactor 4. Bases 1 to 1692 code for a protein of 563 amino acids. NCBI's taxonomy places the organism in Eukaryota, Metazoa, Chordata, Mammalia, Artiodactyla, Lipotidae. The transcript has 13 exons. Gene Ontology annotation, biological process: rescue of stalled cytosolic ribosome. Gene Ontology annotation, cellular component: nucleus; RQC-trigger complex. Gene Ontology annotation, molecular function: zinc ion binding. The record is from RefSeq and is a predicted model, not a curated record.
AUGGCGGUGAGUGGGGCGUUGUCCCGGGAGCAGCUGGUGGGCUGGUGCAGCCAGCAGGUGCGGAAGACUUUCGGCCUGGAUGUCAGUGAGGAGAUCAUACAGUAUGUUUUGUCAAUUGAGAGUGCUGAAGAGUUACGAGAAUAUGUUACUGACCUUCUUCAGGGAAAUGAGGGCAGAAAAGGUCAAUUCAUAGAAGAGCUUGUAACUAAAUGGCAAAAGAAUGAUCAGGAGCUGAUUUCUGAUGCUCUGCAGCAGUCCUUCAAAAAAGAUGAAAUUUUAGAUGGGCAGAGGUCAGGAGACCAGCUAAAGAGGAGUAGGCGGAAAGGGAGAAACAGACAGGAAGUUCCUGCAUUUACUGAACCUGAUACAACCAUAGAGGUCAAAACACCUUUUGAUUUGGCCAAGGCACAAGAGAACAGCAGCUCCUUAAAGAAGAAGACGAAGUUUGUCAGUUUAUAUACAAAAGAGGGACAGGACAAGCUUGCAGUCCUGAUCCCUGGUCGCCACACUUGUGAUUGCCUGGGCCAGAAGCACAAGCUGAUCAAUAACUGUCUGAUCUGUGGGCGUAUUGUCUGUGAACAAGAGGGUUCUGGCCCCUGCUUAUUCUGUGGUACUCUGGUAUGUACUCGUGAAGAACAGGAUAUUUUACAGCGUGACUCAAACAAGAGCCAGAAACUGCUGAAGAAGCUCAUGUCAGGGACAGAGAAUUCUGGAAAAGUGGACAUCUCUACCAAGGACCUUCUUCCUCAUCAAGAAUUGCGAUUUAAAUCUGGUCUGGAGAAGGCUAUCAAGCAUAAAGACAAACUGUUAGAGUUUGACAGAACUAGCAUUCGAAGGACCCAAGUCAUUGAUGAUGAGUCAGAUUACUUUGCCAGUGAUUCUAACCAGUGGUUGUCCAAAAUUGAACGGGAAGCCCUACAGAAGCGAGAGGAGGAGCUGAGAGAAUUUCGACAUGCCUCUCGGCUCUCGAAGAAGAUCACCAUUGACUUUGCAGGCAGGAAGAUCAUGGAAGAUGAAAAUCCUCUAACUGAGUAUCACAGCAAACUAGAUGAGGCAAUACAUGCCAUUGCCAAUGGAACCUUGAACCAACCACCGACCAAAUUGGAUAGAUCUUCUGAAGAGCCUUUAGGACUUCUGGUGAAUCCCAACCUGUACCAGUCCCCUCCCCAGUGGGUAGAUCAGACGGGUGCAGCCUCACAGAAGAAGGCUUUCCAUUCAGCAGAAUUUCAGGAAGGCUUUGAUGGUGGCUGGUGCCUCUCUAUGCAUCAGCCUUGGGCUUCUCUGCUUGUCAGAGGGAUUAAAAGGGUGGAGGGCAGAAGCUGGUACACCCCACAUAGAGGACGACUUUGGAUAGCAGCCACAGCCAAAAGACCCUCUCCUCAAGAAGUUUCAGAACUCCAGACUACAUAUCUUCUCCUUCGUGGGAAAGAUGUGGAAUUUCCCAAUGACUAUCCAUCAGGUUGUCUUCUGGGCUGUGUGGACCUAACUGACUGCUUGUCCCAGAAGCAAUUUAAGAAUCAGUAUCCAGACAUGAGUCAAGAAUCUGAUUCUCCAUUUGUUUUCAUCUGCACAAAUCCCCAGGAAAUGAUGGUGAAGUUUCCUAUUAAAGGAAGUCCAAAAAUCUGGAAACUGGAUUCCAAGAUCCAUCAAGGAGCAAAGAAGGGGUUAAUGAAGCAGAAUAAAGCUGUCUGACCCAGGAAAAAAGGAACUAUACAGCAUAGUGGAGUUUUGUGUACUAAAAUUGCUAUCCACUGGUCCUUUGGAAUUGAAGCAGUAGACAUCUA